Molecule: messenger RNA, 1204 nt
Organism: Serpula lacrymans var. lacrymans S7.9
Lineage: Eukaryota; Fungi; Basidiomycota; Agaricomycetes; Boletales; Serpulaceae
Exons: 8
Coding region: 49-1092 (347 amino acids)
Molecular function (GO): 2-oxoglutarate-dependent dioxygenase activity
Source: RefSeq, a predicted model, not a curated record
GUGACGGACCUAAGACCACCGCGACUUUCAUCUUGACCACAACUAUCGAUGCUUGAAAAUAUACAAGUUCAGGCAGAGUCAAGGGAAUCAAUUUUGAAAUGGAUCUCGAAAGAGUACUUCGACAUGAAUGGAUCAUACAUCGAGACUCUCGACGAACCACCAACCGCCCUCCAAUUCUCGCGACUUGCUCACAUUUCUAGGCCGGUUAUCAUCAAAGGAUUCGAGGUUCCUGCUCUCAAACGAUGGACAGACAAGUAUAUUCUUGAACGAAUGCAACAGAGGUCUAUUUCUGUAGCAGUCACACCUAAUGGGGCUGCAGAUGCUGUUACUCGUGGUUCUGACGGCGAACUAUACUUCGCAGAACCUCAUGUCGAGCAGAUGACUAUGGGCAGUUUUCUGAGCAAGUUAACACCUACAGCUCAGGAGUCAACCGCAAUGCCGGAUGAAGUCUACUACCUUCAAUCCCAGAACGGCAAUCUUUAUUCGAACUCUUUCUUUGACCAUAGUGACGAGGAUACGUCAGAGUUUGAGUCAUUAAGACCUGACGUUCCCAGUGAUAUUUCCUGGUGUAGUGAAGCUUUUGAUAGAGCGCCAGACGCCGUUAAUUUAUGGAUCGGGAAUAGCACAAGCGUCACGAGUAUACAUAGCGAUCCCUACGAGAACAUCUAUACUGUAAUCCGCGGCGCUAAGCAUUUUACCCUUCUUCCUCCAACAGAAGGAUGGUGUACACAGGAACGUAGUUAUCCUCAUGCUCGUUAUACCCGACCAACGUCCGGCCCUGGUUUAGUGUUAACUCCUUCGUCUGCAAACACUCCUCAUGUCCGGUGGUCAUCGAUCACAGACCCUCACCUUCCGAAUACCCUACCACCGGACGCCCAUCCUCUCGAAGUUACUCUUCAUGCUGGCGAUACGCUUUAUCUUCCGGUUGGUUGGUGGCACCACGUGCGUCAGAGCGACACGACAAUUGCACUGAAUUGGUGGUAUGAUGCGGAGUUCCGAGGAAUGAACUGGGUUUGGAUGAAUAUGCUCAGAGGUCUAGGCACUGAUGCGCCAGCACAGGGUGAAGAAGGUGAAAAGUUUGACAAUGAGUGAGCGCAUCAAUUAAAUAGCAGCCGCCAUUGAUCUGUGUUGGUACGUUUCCUUGCCCUUUUGUAAUGAUAUAUCAAGAAAAGUUCAAAUUUAUUUACUUUCUGAAUACGUCAAA